Molecule: messenger RNA, 3927 nt
Organism: Astyanax mexicanus (Mexican tetra)
Lineage: Eukaryota; Metazoa; Chordata; Actinopteri; Characiformes; Acestrorhamphidae
Gene: pm20d1.2
Product: peptidase M20 domain containing 1, tandem duplicate 2
Exons: 13
Coding region: 222-1790 (522 amino acids)
Biological process (GO): amino acid metabolic process
Molecular function (GO): metallocarboxypeptidase activity; hydrolase activity, acting on carbon-nitrogen (but not peptide) bonds, in linear amides
Source: RefSeq, a predicted model, not a curated record
CUUUUGAGUCUUUUACUUAGAAUUUUACAUCACAAUUUUGAACCUGAUGUCAUACAAAUCAAACCAAAAAAGUGUGUUGAAAAUAAUUCGGUCCUGUAACUUUUAUUCCAAAACAGUAGGGGGCGAUCGUGCGCUACUCUACCUCUGUACACCCCCUCCCUCCUCACACACACCCCCAGCCCCACUCCUGCACCUGAUAGACUGGCUCGCUUCCUGUGAAAAUGACGGGUCACAGCAGCCCAUGGAGAAUAGUGAGGCUUGUGAAAGUGGCGUUUUUAACUGUGUUACUCAUCGCGCUGAUUGUGUUCAGCGUGGCCACAGUUCGGACUCUAACGUUAGAGGUGAAUGCAGGACUGCAGCUCGCAGAGUGGGAGAAAACCAGCAGCAUAAAGCCAGAGAUCAGUAAACAACAGAGAGAGCUGCUGCUGCACAAUUUCAGAGAGGCCAUUCGAAUCCCGACUGUGUCAUUCUCGGAAACGAACCAGAACACCACUGCUCUGCAAGAGUUUGACAAGCUACUGAGAAAAGUCUUUCCAACAGUUUUCUCAUCCAGACUUGUUAAACAUGAGGUGGUGGCCGACUACAGCCACCUGUUCACCGUUCAGGGGACUGAGCCGAAGCUGCUGCCCUAUAUGCUGCUGGCACACAUCGACGUUGUCCCAGCGAAUGAGGCGGACGGGUGGGAGGCCCCUCCCUUCUCCGCCAAAGAGAUGAAUGGGUUUAUUUACGGACGGGGGACCAUAGACAAUAAACAGUCAGUCAUGGGGAUCCUUCAGGCACUGGAGUACUUGUUGCAGCGAGGAUAUGUUCCACGGCGAGGGUUCUACAUUGGCCUGGGUCACGACGAAGAGGUCAGUGGCUAUAGUGGGGCAGUGAAUAUAGUGAAAGUGCUGAAGAGUCGUGGGGUGAAGCUGCAUUAUGUUCUAGAUGAAGGCCUGGCUGUGCUGGAUGGGGUUAUUGAUGGUCUGGAUGGACCAGCUGCACUGAUAGGUAUCAGCGAGAAGGGGUCAGCUACAGUGAAGCUGAGUGUCAGCACCAAGCCGGGGCAUUCCUCUAUGCCCUCGAGGGAGAGCAGCAUUGGCAUUCUAGCUGCUGCAGUUACAAGGUUGGAAGAAAACCCCAUGCCCAGACUGUUUGGCUACGGUCCUGAACGAGGCACUUUUGAACACCUGGCACAUAAGUUUGCCCUGCCUCUCAGAUUCAUCAUGUCCAACCUGUGGCUUUUCACCCCCUUGAUGAGCAGAGUAAUGGAAAGAACACCUACCACGAAUGCUUUCGUGCGAACUACCACAGCUGUCACCAUGUUUAACUCUGGAGUGAAGGUCAAUGUCCUCCCAUCUCAUGCCGAGGCCUUCGUGAAUCUGCGUAUCCACUCAGCUCAAACACUGCAGGAGGUGCUGGAGCUGAUCGAAUCCACUGUAUCAGAUGAGCGUGUGAAAAUUGAGCUGGUGAACGGAUUUGACCCUCUACCCAUCAGUUCCUUUGAUGAGCAGUCGUUUGGGUUCCAGAUUAUUAAGAAGACAGUGCUGGACAUGUUUCCCCAGCUAACAGUGGCCCCGGGGAUUUGCGUCGGCAACACGGACAGUCGCCAUUACACUGAUCUUACCAAGGACAUUUACCGCUUCGCCCCAUCCUGGUUCAAACCAGGUGACGCUCAGAGAUUCCAUGGCAUUAACGAGAGGAUUUCCUGUAAGAACUAUGAGGAGCUUGUGCUUUUUUACUUUCGGCUCUUCCAGAACUGUGAUGUCAGAAGCUUACCCACACCUCACGGCAGCCAGCACGAGCUAUGAGCCUGUAACAUCCAUUUCUUUCACACAGAAAGAGUAAUCAUUAAUGUGAUUCAAUCUAGAAUAGAACCAAAGUGCUUUAUUGAUUCCCAAGGCAAUUGUGUAUUCUAUAUUUGAAAUUCUAUAUUUUUUUAUUUUCUGAUUGCACUGGACAAGAUAUUUUACUCAGGAAUUAUAGAAUCAUAGAAAAAUGGUUUGAAUGUAGCGUUAAGCUCUAGGAAUGGCAUUGAUAAUCUCUAAGCACUGUAAUUAAUGAGUCAAAUUCAUACAGUACAGGCCAAAAGUUUGGAUACACCUUUUUAUUCAAUGUGUUUUCUUUAUUUUAAUGACUAUUUACAUUGUAGAUUCUCACUGAAGACAUCAAAACUAUGAAUGAACACAUGUGGAGUUUUAUGUACUUAACAAAAAAUGUAUUGGCCUCCACAGUCACCGGACCUGAACCCAAUCCAGAUGGUUUGGGGUGAGCUGGACCACAGAGUGAAGGCAAAGGGGCCAACAAGUGCUAAGCACCUCUGAGAACUCCUUGAAGACUGUUGAAAACCAUUUCAGGUGACCACCUCUUGAAGCUCAUUGAGAGAAUGAUGCCAAGAGUGUGCAAAGCAGUAAUCAAAGCAAAGGGUGGCUUAUUAUAUAGAAACUAGAAUAGAAUUUUUUUUUUUUUUUUUUUGUUAUUUCACCUUUUUCUUUUUGUUAAGUACAAAAAUCCACAUGUGUUCAUUCAUAGUUAUGAUGCCUCCAGUGAGAAUCUACAAUGUAAAUAGUCAUGAAAAUAAAUAAGGAGGUGUGUCCAAACUUUUGGCCUGUACAGUAACUCACGGGCAUAACAGCACUACAGCACUCAACAUGUGCAGCAUACUAUUUUUUAAUAAGUCUUAUCCAUAAAGACACCAUUGCAGUUCAUAAGCAACCCUGCCAGUUUCACAGUGUAAUCUAAUAUACAAUAUCAGCAACCAAAACUGAUAUUUUAAUGAGGUCAUGCAUAUUAAUGACGAAACCUUUUUUCUGAUUGAGGAGCAUUAGUCAAUUUCUUUUUUCAGUUUUUACUCAUUUAAAACUUGCGCAUUAUAUACCUAAUAAUAAGAUAAAGUUUGUGGCAUUAGCAUGAAGUGCAUGAGAACCUGUUUUUUGGUUGGAGAUAACUAGACAUUUAAUAGUGUUCUUGCAAAAAAAAAAAAAAACAAAAAAAAAAACUUGCAAACGCUGUGAAUCUGUAAAAUGCACUGAACAUGCACUUAGAGAGCUAAGCUAAGUAAUGUUUUGGGUGAACCUGCUUCAGAAAAGAAAAGAGAUAUCAGACUUUAAAUAAGCUUGACUGUCAAACUUUUCGACUUUUUAGAUCAUGAUUUAUAUCACAGUCUAUAAUUUUAAUGGUAGGAUACUUUUAACGGUGAGAGAUAAAAUAUCAAAAAGAAAAUCCAGAAAAUACAACACAUUGUAAACAUGAUAUACAUUUAUUUGCAUUUUGCAUAGAGAAAUUAUAUUUAAUCCCUCUGGAAAACAAGACUUAAAAAAAACUUGAUGGCAAAACCCUUGUUGGAAAGAACAGCAGUUGAUGAUGAGGUUUGUGCACAUGUCAGGAGGAAUUUUGGGUCCACUCUUCUUUCCAGAUCAUCUCUAAACCAUUUAGGGUUUGAUGCUGUUGCUUGGCAACUCGGAGCUUCAUCCCCAUUCAUUACCAAAUUAGUAUUUUUUUUUUUGUGGCGGUUUCUUAGGUUUUAAGUUCACUUAGUUGCACUGACUUUACCUUUCUGCCAGCCUUUGACUGAAAAUGAAAGAAUUGCAAGAUUGUUGAUUGCAGUGUUUUGAAUUAAAUGCUUUUUAUAAUGUUGUUUAUUUAAUGAUUGUAGUUGAUUACUUAUUACCUGUGAUGGUUAUGAUGAUGAUGAAGCUAAUGAUUAUAAUAAUGAUGAUUGUGGUUGUGAUGAUGAUAAUGUGACUCUUUUAGAGGUAGAAAAUGAAUUUAUACAUGGAUGCAGAGGCCGGAAGAAAUAUUCUGAAGGGAAAUAUGUGCUUAGGCCUGAAAGCACAGUGACUAUUUUAACUAUUAUGCUUCUCUUUAAAUAAAGACAGAUCUUUGGUUUUAAUAUAUUUAAUAGUACAUGAUCUAAGCUGAUAAUAAACACGAUUCCCUUAUUUGAAA